AUAGAAACUCCUGUAUCUGGAUAUGGAUCAACGACGCGCCGUGCGCGUGCUCAACGCUCUUGCUCGUUGGCUGUGAUUUGUGAACGAAGGAUACGCAUUCUCAAGAAUCUCAACGAACGGAGUGAUGGCGGCGACUGGCGUCGACACCUCGCUGCUCUGCUCCACAACCGCCUCCUUCUCCCUUUCCCGCCGGAAUUUCAAAUUUCCCACCAAAUACCGCGCGAGAGUCGCAUUCCGUCGGAAAUCCGUAACAGCUUCGUCGUCCGCCACCGCUGCCCCUACCGCCGGUGAUUCAGAUUGUGCAUUGUAUGGAAGGAGAGGAAUUUUAUCUGCGGCUAAGGUGUCAUUCAUUCUUUAUCUUCACAAGUCCCUGGAGGGUUUUAGGGCUAAUGCUGCCGACUUGGGUGCUAGAGAUUCUGUUUUUGUGAAGGAUGUGGUUAAGAAGGUAUUGUCCAAGGGCAAGGCUGCCGGUCUGCUUCGCUUAGCUUUUCAUGAUGCUGGAACCUUUGAGAUGGAUGGGAGUUCAGGUGGAAUGAAUGGUUCAAUAAUUUAUGAACUCAAUAGGCCAGAAAACACUGGUCUUAAUAAACCUCUUAAGAUUAUUGAGAAAGCAAAGGCUGAGGUGGAUAUUGCGAGAUCAGUAUCAUGGGCAGACAUGAUUGCGGUAGGAGGAGCUGAAGCUGUUUCCCUGUGUGGAGGUCCAACUAUUCCAGUUCAGUUAGGCAGAAUAGAUUCAAAGGUUCCUGAUCCUGAAGGGAAACUUCCAUUAGAGACAUUGGAUGUUUCUGCUUUGAAACAGUGUUUUAAAAGAAAAGGCUUCUCAACACAAGAACUUGUUGUGUUAUCUGGCGCUCAUACUCUUGGAAGUAAAGGUUUCGGGAAUCCUACUGUCUUUGAUAAUUCAUACUUCAAAAUACUUCUAGACAAGCCUUGGCUGUCUUCAGCUGGUAUGUCUAGUAUGAUUGGGCUCCCUUCCGAUCGUGCACUUGUUGAGGAUGAUGAUUGUUUAAGGUGGAUCUCAAAGUAUGCUGAUAAUCAGAAUUUGUUCUUUGAAGAUUUCAAGAAUGCCUACAUCAAACUUGUUAACACUGGCGCAAGAUGGAGAACAUGACGAUUCUUGAUCCACAUCAGGCUGUGUAGCAAUAGAAAUAGCCACAGUUCCUUUCUCCUGUAAGGAAAGGCCCCCAAGUAAACAUAACAACUGAGGCAGAGCCUUGAACGCUGGUCUUGUCCAUCAUACAAGGGAGAAGGAAAAAGAAUAUGGAACAAGGAGUUUGGUUUGGCAGUGUUUUGUUUUCCCAAGCUUAGCGCUACAAAGAUAUAUGCCCCGUUUGUUGUAGCUUAAAAGUUAUAAUUUUUAGUUUCUAAUUUCAAAAAAGUUGAGAUGUAGUGUUUGUUUUAACUUAUAGAAUUCUAAUUUAUAGCUUUUAUUAACUUUUAGAAAGGGUAGAAGCUGUUUUUUUUAAAGUUGGGAUACCUCAGCUUUUACAACUUCUGCUUAAAUAAUUAUAUUUUUAUGACAAUUUUGCCCUUAUUUUUAGCAAAGAAUUACCCUCUUGUCUACGCAAUCAUGGGUUUUUCUUCUCCACCGCCAUUUCCAUUUUUAAAUCUCUUCCUCUCUCUCGUCAUCUUUCUUUCUCUCUGUACUUUAAUUAAUUUUUUUAUAACAUUUGAAACUUAUACAUAUACACUAAUUAAUUUUUAAAUUAUCAUUCUAUAACUACUGAGGGUAUUAUAGACAAUUAUACAAAAAUAAGUUAUUUUACAGCUUAUGGUAUCAAACACCACAACUACUUAACUACAAUUUCUAAGAAGCUGCAGCAAACAG
Messenger RNA from Diospyros lotus (date-plum), 1828 nucleotides. RefSeq names its product putative L-ascorbate peroxidase 6. Bases 125 to 1111 code for a protein of 328 amino acids. Lineage: Eukaryota; Viridiplantae; Streptophyta; Magnoliopsida; Ericales; Ebenaceae. The transcript is spliced from 12 exons. Gene Ontology annotation, biological process: cellular response to oxidative stress; response to reactive oxygen species; hydrogen peroxide catabolic process. The record is from RefSeq and is a predicted model, not a curated record. Gene Ontology annotation, molecular function: heme binding; peroxidase activity.